CCACCGAGGGAGGUGUGGGCCCCGUCGCGUAGUGUUGUGGUGCUGCUCGUCCGUGGUCCUUCUCUGCUGAAGCCGAACGUCUUCCUAGUCCUAGUCAGAGAUUUGCCUUUUCUUGGAAACUGUUAAACGAAGUGACUUUUUGCCCAGUUAAAGAGAGUUUAGUGGGAAUUUUUCUCCUUAAUGGGAAGCUUGCAAAUUUCUGAGAGAGGCAUACUUCUAAGGUCUGUUACUCAGGGAUUUUGGUGCAAUGUGCAACAACACAGGUGACUGGUAGAAGAGCAAGACCUCUUUCUGACUAUGUCGAGGAGAAAGUUGGAGAAUAAAAGCCUUUCUGGCUUGUUAGCCACAUCUCUGCAGACACAAAUAAAGACAGAUAAUUUCUACAAUUUUUAUAUGCUUGAAUCAAAAGAGCUAGGAAGAGGAAGAUCUGCUGUAGUUAGAAAAUGUAUAGCUAAAUCCACAGGCCAAGCAUAUGCAGCUAAAUUUUUAAAGAAAAGAAGAAGAGGUCAAGACUGCAAAGCAGAGAUUUUUCAUGAAAUUGCCGUGCUUGAAUUAAUGAGAUCUAAUCCUCGCAUAGUUAAUCUCCAUGAAGUCUAUGAAACAGCAAAUGAAAUCAUCUUAGUGCUGGAAUAUGCUGCUGGAGGAGAAAUAUUUGACUUGUGUGUCCCAGAUCUGGAUGACAGAAUUGGUGAAAGGGAUAUUAUAAGACUCAUAAGACAAAUACUUGAAGGACUUCGCUGCUUGCAUGAAAACAAUAUUGUUCAUCUUGAUUUAAAGCCUCAAAAUAUUUUACUGAGCAGUGCCAAUCCUCUUGGUGAUGUAAAAAUUGUAGAUUUUGGUAUGUCUCGGAAGAUUGAGAAUUCUAGUGAACUGCGGCAGAUCAUGGGAACAACAGAGUAUCUAGCUCCAGAAAUCUUAAACUAUGAUCCUAUUACCACAGCUACAGAUAUGUGGAACAUAGGUGUAAUUUCGUACAUGCUGUUGACACAAGAAUCGCCAUUUGUGGGAGCUGAUAAUCAAGAAACUUACCUUAAUAUAUCUCAAGUUAACGUGGAUUACUCAGGAGAAACAUUUUCAUCAAUUUCACAGCCUGCCAAAGACUUCAUUCAAAAACUUCUCAUAAAAAAUCCAGAGGAAAGACCCACAGCAGAGGCCUGUCUUUCUCACUUGUGGUUGCAGCAGGAGGAGUUCAUACUCUUGUGUAGCCCUGAAGAAACUUGUUGCUCUUCUCUGAUGCCAGGACACACAACAAAAUGCUCAGAAGAGUGGAAUAUAAAACCCAGUUGUAAUGGUACCUGUAGCAACAAGGAAGACAAAGAAAACAUUCCAGAGGACAGCAGUACAGUCUCCAAACGCUUCCGUUUUGAUGAUUCAUUGCAGUAUCCCCAAGACUUCAUGACAGACUUCGUAUGUUAAUGUGUAAUAUAGACUUUUAUAAAAUGAAUUUAGCAUAAUCUAUUCCAGUGGUGAAUGUAAGAUUAUGGCUUGCCAAUUUGUGCAGCGUUGGCAUACUGGAAAUGCACUUUGAUUCUUUUGUGCUGGUGCUUCCUUUUCUAUCCAUUGCUGGCAAUGGAUUUAACUCCUGAGAAAUUGGGGUUGUUGCACCAGUAAAAUGAAUUAUUUUUUUAAGAAGAUAUAAUUAAAUAUUUUUGCACUUUUCAAGUUUUAGUCCAAAAAUUCUGCCAGAGUGAACAAACUAAAACCUGAAAAUGAGUUUAUUUAAACUCAAGCUUUGCCAAACAGUGGUUGAAUACAUAUACGCUUUUAUGACUAGCCCUAAUAGGAAAUUGGUCUAAGCAGGGAAACGGAAUCUAGCUGUCUUAUUAGGCUUAUUUGUGACCAUUCUUAUAGCUUUAAAUGAAAGCUAAAGUUGGUAUGUUUGGAGAAUAUGAUACACCUGUUGGGGCCACUUGAAAAACUGCUUUCUCUCUAGGAUCACUAGUAGCUAAGGAAAUGUUUCUGCCUUAUAGGUCUGGUCCACUUAGAGAUUAUAAUGCAUGCUCUAUGUGCUUUUCCUAUGUUGGAUCUCUGGAAUGCUUGAAUAGAAGACGGGUAGAUGGUCAGUCCUUCUGCUGGUGGUCCUUUGCUUCUUAUCAGUAAGUUAUAUUUGAAGAGGAUGAGGGUCCCAUGCUGAUGUGAAUAUUUGAUACACUUGUUAGUUUGCUUUCAUAAAACAUCUAAAAUAGUAUUGUCUACCUGUAUUGACUUAUUCCUCAUCUUAAAACAAACAAAAAAAACCACACCAAAAAAACCCAUACAACUCUCCCCCCACCCCCCCCAACCAGAAAGACUCCUCAGAAUUAUAGUAAUAACUGAAUAAACUGAAAAUAACCAUUUUUGCCAGUGAAGCUGCAAAUAAAAACUUUUCAUUAUGCCACUCUAAUGUAGAAGUGUAGUGUAUCUGUCUGUCAGUUGGUGUUACACGUAAUAACUCACUUCAUGCCCACUCUGAGAAAUGGACUGCAGUAUGUUCGUAUUAAAAGACAAACUACCUAAUAAUUUUUCUAAGCCUUUAAAUUUGGUUUGUUUAGUGGGUUUGUUAUUUUUUUAAGUUGUAUCCCUUCCUUCAUGUUUCUGGGCUCUGAGGAAAUAAUGCCUAUGUCAAGUUUUGACUUAGAGCAAAUACCAAUCAUGCCUUAACAGCCUGAAACUAAUACUGACAAGAUAAAAUCCUAAUCGUAACACUGAGGCUUGGAAA
Molecule: messenger RNA, 2698 nt
Organism: Egretta garzetta (little egret)
Lineage: Eukaryota; Metazoa; Chordata; Aves; Pelecaniformes; Ardeidae
Gene: STK17B
Product: serine/threonine kinase 17b
Exons: 8
Coding region: 298-1416 (372 amino acids)
Biological process (GO): intracellular signal transduction; protein phosphorylation; positive regulation of apoptotic process
Cellular component (GO): nucleus
Molecular function (GO): ATP binding; protein serine/threonine kinase activity
Source: RefSeq, a predicted model, not a curated record